This is a messenger RNA of Plasmodium coatneyi, 558 nucleotides long. RefSeq lists its product as uncharacterized. Bases 1 to 558 code for a protein of 185 amino acids. Lineage: Eukaryota; Apicomplexa; Aconoidasida; Haemosporida; Plasmodiidae. The record is from RefSeq and is a predicted model, not a curated record. The transcript has a single exon.
AUGAACAAAGUAAAUCGAGUCUCGAUUAUUUGUGCUUUCUUAGCACUUUUUUGCUUCGUAAAUGUGUUGUCCUUGAGGGGAAAGAGCGGAUCGACUGCCUCGUCUUCCCUUGAAGCAGGAAGCGAAUUUGCCGAGCGCAUAGGGAACAGCUUAUCAUCAUUCCUUUCCGAAUCGGCAUCCUUGGAAGUAGUUGGAAAUGAACUGGCCGACAACAUCGCCAACGAAAUUGUUAGCUCCCUGCAAAAGGAUUCAGCAUCAUUUUUACAAAGUGGGUUUGACGUAAAAAGCCAAUUAAAAGCCACUGCCAAGAAGGUCUUAGUGGAAGCGUUAAAAGCAGCUUUAGAGCCAACGGAAAGAAUUGUUGCCAACACGAUUAAGCCACCACGUGUUAAGGAAGAAGCCUACUUUUUAUUGGGCCCGGUCGUCAAGACUCUCUUUAACAAAAUUGAGGACGUUUUACAUAAGCCAGUACCUGAUAACAUUUGGGAUUACGAAUCAGCGGGUUCCUCCGAAGAGGAUGAAGCUGAAGAUGAUUUAUCUGAAGAAUUCCUAGAUUAA